Messenger RNA from Manacus vitellinus (golden-collared manakin), 1945 nucleotides. It is a transcript of the gene SLC4A1AP, whose product is annotated as solute carrier family 4 member 1 adaptor protein. The record is from RefSeq and is a predicted model, not a curated record. The coding region runs from base 103 to 1563 and encodes 486 amino acids. The transcript has 13 exons. NCBI's taxonomy places the organism in Eukaryota, Metazoa, Chordata, Aves, Passeriformes, Pipridae.
GUGAUAUAGGGACCCAAAGAGGACCAGGAGUCUGAGUCAGAACUAACUGUGACUGAAUUGAAGGCAUUGCGUAAGCAGCAGCAAGCAAAACUAGAAAAGACAAUGUUGGGAGAGGACUCUGAUGAGGAAGAUGAAAAAGAGGAGAAAAGUGAAAGGAGUCAGAACAGUGAUAUGAGCUGCUCGUGGGGAAUGGGUGAGGAUGCUGAGGAGGAUGAGGUUGAAGAAAACCCUAUUGCUGUUGAUUUUCAGGAUGUUCAAGAUGCUUUCUAUAUGAAAGAUCCUAGGAAGGCCUUACAGGGCUUUUUUGAUAGAGAAGGAGAAGAGUUAGAAUAUGAAUAUGAUGAUCGUGGGCACAAUAGCUGGCUGUGCAGGAUCAAGUUGCCUGUGGAUGAUGCAACAGGGAAGCAGCUGGUGGCAGAGGUUCUCCACUCAGGAAAAAAGAAGGAGGCAAUGAUACAGUGUGCACUGGAAGCUUGCAGGCUACUUGAUGCUCGGGGAGUACUGAGGCAAGAAGCAGUAUCCCGAAAAAGGAAAUCAAAGAACUGGGAAGAUGAGGAUUUUUAUGACAGUGAUGAUGACACCUUCCUCGAUCGAACUGGUGCUGUGGAAAAGAAACGACUGAACAGAAUGAGAAAAGCUGGUAAAAUAGAAGAAAAACCGGAGACUUAUGACUCCUUGGUCACAAAGCUAAAGGAAGCUGAAAAUGAGCUUUCUGAGAUAACAGAGAAGUUGAAGGCUUCAGGGAAAGUCCAGUCCCAGCCAGCAGCUCAAGAUUCCUUGGAUGAAUUCAUGACUGAAAUAAAAUCAGGAUGCACCUUAGACAGUGUGGCACGAAAAAAACUUCACUUGCGGUCAUUUGAACUGAAGAAAGAGCAACAGAGACUGAAAGGGUUAAUAAAGCUUGUCAAGCCUGCAGAACUACCUGAGCUGAAGCCUCAGGGUGGGAGUUACACUCUGAACACAGAGAACAAGCCUAAAAAGAUGAACCUGCCUCUCUUCGGUGCAAUGAAAGGGGGGAGCAAAUUCAAACUGAAAACUGGAAGCCUAGGGAAGUUGCCUGUUAAGCGUCCAGACAUCCCUGAAAGCUUGUUAAAAAUGAAAGAUGAUGGACCAGAAGAAGAGGAGGAGGAGGAGGAAGAGGAAGAAAUGGAAGAGCAGCAAAAAGGAGAUGCAGUAAACAGCAGAGCAUCAAAGCUGGAAAUGAAAACGACAACAGAGGAAGAAACAGGAAAAGAAACUAAUGCUCCUGAUAGUUCUCCUUGCAAUAACAAGAAUCUAGAAUCCCUUCAGGAUGGGGUUGAUUUUCAGCCCGAGCCAAAGGUACUGAGGAAUGAAUCUCAGAUGGGACCUUCACAAGAGAAAUCUCAAGUAUCCGAGGCAGUAAAUAAGGAACCUGAAGAGACAUCUGAGAAAGUUAAGAAAACCAAUAGCUCAAGGAAGGUUCAACAACCUUUUUUUUCCUCACAGUACCCAGAUGAUGACCCAGACUACUGCAUAUGGAUUCCUCCUGCAGGUCAAAGCGGUGAUGGCAAGACUCAUCUCAAUGAAAAAUACGGCUAUUAAGCUUCAAGUGCACCAGAGGACGUCUGAGGUUUGAGAGACUACUUUGGAUUCUUUCACUACAUGUGAAGUGAGGGAUAAGAGAGUUGGUUUUUCAGAUGCUGUUUCAAAUUCAAGGACAUCAGCAGCUGCUCUAGCUCAGCUCUCCCCGUGUGUCCUUUGUUUGUCUUUCAGAUACUUUCUUAAAGAAAAAGCCCACAUGUUGUUCUGCUUCUUUUUCCACUUUUUAGCCUUGUAUUUUUUAUUUGGUUUGAAACUGUAGGAUCAUUUUUUCUUUUGUAAAUAAAAGUAUACAAAAAAUAUUAAAAGAAUACACCUUAGUGUACUUACAGGCUUGAUAAAAUUUAUUCAUGUUGGGUUUAUGCAAUUAAAAUAAGAAAUACUA